Molecule: messenger RNA, 2045 nt
Organism: Oxyura jamaicensis (ruddy duck)
Lineage: Eukaryota; Metazoa; Chordata; Aves; Anseriformes; Anatidae
Gene: SIPA1
Product: signal-induced proliferation-associated 1
Biological process (GO): epithelial cell morphogenesis; establishment of epithelial cell polarity; activation of GTPase activity
Cellular component (GO): cytoplasm; plasma membrane; Golgi apparatus
Molecular function (GO): protein binding; GTPase activator activity
Source: RefSeq, a predicted model, not a curated record
GGGGGGGGGGGGGGCAGCCCCGCGGCGCGGCGCUUCCGCGACCCCCUCGUGCUGCUGGGGCUGGGGGCUGAGGACGAGGACGAGGGGGGGCCCGACUCUUUCCCCCGCCCCCCCUGGGCCCCCUUCGUGGCCCACUACGACGUGCAGAGCCUCCUCUUCGACCCCAGCGAGGCCCCCCCCGCCCCCCCGGACCCCCCGGGCACCUCGGGGGCUUCGGCCGCCCACCUGGACCCCGAGGAGCCCCCCAGCCCCGGGGGGGACGACGAGGACGCGCUGGUGCUGAGCUGCCCCCGCUUCUGCUGCGAGACCGGGGGGGAGCAGGAGGAGGGGCUGGCCCCCCCCCCGCGGCCCCCCCGGGCCGGCCACCUGCCCAACGCCGCCGUGGCCGUGCUGGAGGAGCCCCCGGCCGGCUCGCGGCCCCCCCACGCCAUCGAGCACAGCGAUGCGGGCGCCGACUACUACCGAAAGUAUUUCUACGGCAAGGAGCACCAGAACUUCCUGGGUGAGGACGAGCGGCUGGGGCCCGUGGCCGUGUCCCUGCGGCGGGAGGAGAAGGAGGGCCCAGCCCCCCAGUACCUGCACCGCAUCAUCCUGCGCACCAGCCAGCUGCGGGCACUGCGGGGCUCGGUGCUGGAGGAGGCGCUGCCCCCCAGCGCCCGCCCCCCCGGGUCCCGCGGGGUGCCCCCCCGCAAGCUGCUGGAGCACCUGGUGCCAGGGCUGGGGGUGCAGGCGCUGCGCCUGGCCGGACCCUCGCCCGCCGUGCCCGAGACCCUCCUCAAGCUGGACGAGCAGGGGCUGAGCUUCCAGCGCAAGGUGGGGGUGCUGUACUGCCGGGGGGGGCAGGCCUCGGAGGAGGAGAUGUACAACAACGAGGCGGCGGGGCCGGCCUUCGCCGAGUUCCUGGGGCUGCUGGGCACCCGCGUGCGCCUGCGCGGCUUCGCACACUACCGCGCGCAGCUCGACACCAAGACCGACUCGACGGGCACGCACUCGCUGUACACCACGUACCACGGCUACGAGGUGAUGUUCCACGUCAGCCCCAUGCUGCCCUUCCCCCCCCACCACCCCCCGCAGCUCCUGCGCAAGCGCCACAUCGGCAACGACAUCGUCACCAUCAUCUUCCAGGAGCCGGGGGCCCGGCCCUUCUCCCCCCGCGCCAUCCGCUCCCACUUCCAGCACGUCUUCAUCGUCGUGCGGGCGCACGAGCCCUGCACGCCCCGCACCUCCUACAGCGUGGCGGUGACGCGCUCGGAGGACACGCCGCUCUUCGGCCCCCCGCUCACCCCCGGGCAGCGCUUCCCGCGGGGCGCGGGGCUUCGCGACUUCCUGCUGGCCAAGGCCAUCAACGGGGAGAACGCAGCGGGCCGGGGGGGCCGCCUGGGGGCCAUGGCCGCCCGCACCCGCCACCAGUACCUGCAGGAGCUGGCGCGCGCCCACGCCACCGGCCCCCCGUUGGCCGCCCUCCCCAGGGGGCUCCCGGCGCUGGGGGGCCGGCGGCGAGCCGGGGGCGGCGGGGGCGCGGCGGGGGCGCUGGUGUGGGGGGCGCGGGCGCGAGCCCCCGGGGGUCCCGAGGUGCCGUGCCUGCUGGGGGUGGCGGCCGAGAGGCUGGUGCUGGCGGCCCCUGGCCCCGGGGUGCUGUUCAGCGCCGCGUGCCGCGACGUCCUGGGCUGGGCCUUCGCCGACGGCGGCCUCGAGCUCUUCUACGGGGCCGGGGACUGCGUGGGGCUCCGGCUGCCCCACGGCGCCGCCACGCAGGUGGUGGCCAGGCUGCAGGCGGUGACGCGGGGCUGCGAGGCUCGCGAGCUGGCCCUGCCCCGGGGGGCCGGGGGUCGCCUGGGGUUCCGGGUGGGGGGGGACGGGGUGGUGACGGCCGUGCAGCGCUUCUCCUUCGCCGAGACCGCCGGGCUGCGCCCCGGGGCCCGUCUGCUGCGCGUCGCCCGCCGCCCCCUGCCCACCCUGAGCCCCCGCCGGCUGCGCGCCCUCCUGCGCUGCCCCAAGGCCACCCUCACCCUGCUGCCCCCCGACCGCGACGGGCGGCCCCGGAG